AAUCAUUAAAUGGAACUAUACAAUAUGCUCAUAAGUACCAAACACUUACGUUUGUUAAUUAGUGUAUGUCCCAUACGAUAUCUAUCUCUUCAUGUGUCUCUCCAAUGCAAGAAGAAUUAGAAUUUUCAAGACAUGUACAUAGUAUAAAAAGAGAUCAAUUUAACACCCCUUAUUGCAUAUUUUUGGUCCAAGUUGAAAAUCCACCUCCAUCCAUGGAUGCUUAUUAAAUUCCAACAAGAGUUGCAUGUGAAUGUCUCCAACUUUUCCCUUCUUUUAUCUCCCAAAUACGAAUUCUCCAUCAUCUUAACUACACCAAUGGCCCUACUCCCUUUACACCAAAAGCAAAAGAGAAAAGAAAACACCACAACACUUAUUAACUAAGAACAAUGGAGGAGAUGAUGACCAAUAGUACAAUGGUGAUGAUGAAGAACACCAACACCACAUUCUCCCAAGACCAAAAUCCAAAACCCCCCAUGAAUAUGAAUAUGAAUAUGAAUAUGAUCAGCACCACCCCCAUUUCCCCAACCUGGAAACUCUACGAGAAUCCCUUUUAUACCUUCCAUCAACAAGAUCACAUCCACAACCAAAUCCACAAACUCCACCUCCCCAUCUCAUCCCGCAAGCUCGCAGCCUCUUUUUUCGACCUAGCCUUCAUCAAGCCAGACGACUCCGAGCUCGAGAGAGCUCGCAAGAAGAUGGAGUCCCUCAACCGGCGGCUGGAGAGGGAGGUGGCCGAGGAGAGGCGCGGGCGGGAGGCACUGGAGCGCGCCUGCCACGACCUCGCGGAUCAGGUCUCGGCCCACAAGGCCGAGAUCGCGAGAUUGAAAAGAGAGAUGGAGGAGGAGAGGAGGAUGCUGCGCACGGCCGAGGUCAUCCGCGAGGAGCGCGUGCAGAUGAAGCUCUCGGAGGCGAAGAACUUCCUCGAGGAGAAGCUCUCCGGCAUCCAAAGCAAUGGAUCUUCUUUAUGUAGAAAUGAUCAUCACAAGGCUAUGACGGAGAAUCCGCAUAUAAAGAGAGGGAUUAAAGGGUUUGUGGAGUUUCCGAAGGUGGUGAGAGCGAUCGGUUGCAGAAGCAGCAAGCAUUUGGGGAGCAAAUUGGAGUGUCAGAAGGCGCAGCUGAAGAUACUACUCAAGCAGAAGGGGCCUGUUAAAUUCAGUGCUGGCCUUAUUACAAGAUGAGAUCUCCUCUUCUUUUUUUAAUCAUGUAAUUAUACUUUUAGUUUUGUUUAUGUUUAUUGAUUUGUUGUUGAUUUUGUUUUUGCUAUGCAUUUAUGGUUUGUGAAUGUAGAGAAAUAAUAUUUCCUUAGGAGGAGUAUACCGUGAUUGAUUAGUUGAAAUCAAUUUGAUGUAGAAAGGUUUUGUGUUUAUAUGAUUGCUGGCUGCUGUUGUUGGAAAUACAAGUUGCUUUUGGCAUUGAUCGUA
Messenger RNA from Salvia splendens (bonfire salvia), 1421 nucleotides. RefSeq names its product protein BRANCHLESS TRICHOME-like. The record is from RefSeq and is a predicted model, not a curated record. Lineage: Eukaryota; Viridiplantae; Streptophyta; Magnoliopsida; Lamiales; Lamiaceae. The coding region runs from base 387 to 1178 and encodes 263 amino acids. The transcript has a single exon.